Acaulospora morrowiae is the source of this 606-nucleotide messenger RNA. The record is from the annotation of a GenBank genome assembly. NCBI's taxonomy places the organism in Eukaryota, Fungi, Glomeromycota, Glomeromycetes, Diversisporales, Acaulosporaceae.
AUGAUGAAACUUCAUCAUCGGCGAGUGUGGAUCAGAGUUAUCAACUUUGGAGGAGAAAUCCCCCUCGAGAUUUGAAGUUAAAUAAAUUCUUCAGAGUAUCAAAGGGAAAGGUUGUAAAAGAUGUUCAAUUUAAUAUCAACAAGCGAAAAUUAAAAAAUCGGCAAGAUGAGGAUGAAGGGGAUGUUGAUGAUUGGUCUGAUUGCGAGAAGUGUUACAGAUUGCAGAAACAAUUUUGUAAAUUUUGUGGGUGUUUCAGAUGUGAACAAAAGAAUGAUCCAGCUCAUAUUUUAUUAUGCGAUGGUAAUUGUGGUAAUGGUUAUCAUACCUAUUGUUUAAAGCCUCCGAUUGAUGAAAUACCUUCUGGAAAUUGGUACUGUGAUGAGUGUAGAUCUUUAGAUACGAAACAGGUCGAGUCUGAAUCCUCUAGAUCUAAGGGAAAGGAAGUGGUUUUAACAAGUGAUGAGAUUCAAAUUCCAUUAGAAAGAAAUGAUUCGUUGGGAUUGAGUCAACCUAUGUCUGGAAUUGUAAUAUCAUCGCAGGGUUCAUUAACUAAUAUUGAUUCCUCGAAGUUAAAUGAUGAUAAUCAACAAUCUGAUAUUGAGAUAU